AGUCAGGGCACAUCUUUAGAACAUUACCUGCAGAUUUUAUUCUGUGCAGAAUGAGGGUUUUACUCGCUGUCACCACUCUUGUGGUCAUAGCUGGUGCUGCCAGUGUCUCUCUGGAGGAUCUGGAGUUCAACGCUUGGAAACUGAAGUUUGGUAAGAAUUAUGGUUCAGUGGAAGAAGAGUCUCAGCGUAAGAUGAUCUGGCUGAACAAUCUUAAGCUGGUCCUGGAGCACAACAUGCUGGCUGACCAGGGCCUCAAAAGCUACAGACUCGGCAUGAACCACUUUGCAGACAUGGACAAUCAGGAGUAUCAGGCCAGGUUCAGCGGCUGCCUGGGAUCCUUCAACAUGACCAAGGCCACUACUGAUGUCAGAAAGGCAGGGGGCACUGAUGUACCCAAUUAUGUAGAUUGGAGGAAGAUGGGCUACGUGACUGAAGUUAAAAACCAACAUCUCUGUAACUCCUGCUGGGCCUUCAGCGCGACGGGGGCACUAGAGGGUCAGAUGUUUCGGAAGACAGGGCAGCUGAUGUCCCUGAGUGAGCAACAGCUGGUGGACUGCUCCCAGGAAUUUGGAAACUAUGGCUGUAAAGGCGGUUGGUACUUCAAAGCUUUCAACUAUGUCAUGUCUAGUGGAGGCCUGGAGACGGAGAACACCUACCCAUAUCAGGCCAAGGAUGGGAUGUGCCAGUUUAAUCCAAAGAAUGCUAAGGCUACCUGCCAAGACUACAUUAUAUUGCGCGGUGGAAAUGAGAACAAUCUGCAGUAUGCUGUAGCUGUAAUCGGACCCAUUUCUGUAGCCAUAGACACGUCCAGACCCACCUUUCAGCUCUAUCAUUCAGGUGUGUAUGAUGAGCCAUCCUGCAGCAGCAUUAAUCUGACACACGCUGUCCUGAUUGUUGGUUACGGCACUGACAACCUCAGACAGGACUACUGGCUGGUCAAGAACAGCUGGGGUGCUCAGUGGGGUGAAGAAGGCUACAUCAAGAUGUCAAGGAACAAGGAUAACCAGUGUGGCAUUGCCACAGUGCCCAUCUUCCCUGUGGUUUAAAGAUUGGAGAGGCAUCAUGAAACCCUCAAGGAGGAGAUUACAGUCUGAUCAGAUCUGUUUUAUUUAAUGAUGCAGAAAAAAAAGUCAGCACUGUUUUCCUUUAUCUUUUGCAUUUUUUAAUUGUUUUUAACUUUUCUUGAAUUUUUAA
Colossoma macropomum (tambaqui) is the source of this 1194-nucleotide messenger RNA. Its product is annotated as cathepsin L1-like. The record is from RefSeq and is a predicted model, not a curated record. NCBI's taxonomy places the organism in Eukaryota, Metazoa, Chordata, Actinopteri, Characiformes, Serrasalmidae. Gene Ontology annotation, cellular component: lysosome. Gene Ontology annotation, molecular function: cysteine-type endopeptidase activity. The coding region runs from base 51 to 1046 and encodes 331 amino acids. Gene Ontology annotation, biological process: immune response. The transcript is spliced from 9 exons.